AUGGCUUUGCGUAUCGUUGCGCACAUCUCGCUCGGUCUUUCAGUCUUGAUCUACCUCGGCUAUUCCUCCCAGCAGCUCAACGAGGAGGAGAAGCGCAGGCCCCUGGCCUUCGUCUGCCGAAAUGCGGUUUACGACUGUAGCCUCCAGGAUUGUCCGUACCCGUUCUUCACGCUAUCAGAGACACACCCCCUCCUUCACCGUGUCCUCCCUGAUGCCACAACGAAAGCGCUGGAUUGGUUUACUUGUUUCGUGACGCCGGCGUUCGUUGCAAUGUAUAGUGAUCCCUGGGGCAAUGCGGUUAUCGACCUCUUCAAUCCUGUCUUCUCGGUUCUUAUCGCCUGGGCAGCGGUUGAAUCCUUAACGGGGCGGUCUAGAGGAUGCCUCGCAAAAUGGAUAAUUAAAGCUACCCCCAUUACGUUCGCACUCGGGCAAAUCGGAGCUGUCUCCCAUGUAUUACUUUUGCCUGCAAUCCUUAUUCUGCGUUGCAACAGCGAAGUUACUAGACUUCCCACUGCAAUGCACCUGUCGACCAUCCUGGUCCAAACUCUUACCAUGAUCAUCUCCAUGGGAAUUACUACCGGCUCUCCAAAAUCCGUUAUGUUGUGGGCAAUUGCCUUCCUCCAGCUCUCACCCGUGCUCGGUCCACUACUAUAUCUGACUCCCUGUUACCGCGUUAUCGGGCUACCGUUCAAAAGCCUAUUUUCGAAGAAGUCCGGUCACCCGCUGCAGACGUUCUGGAACUUGCUAGCUGCUGUCGCUAUUCUCGCGCACCUCCAAGCGGUAGCCCGUAUCAUCGCACUGGUGUUGACGUACGACUCGCCCACCCCUGCGUUCUACGGCGUGCUACCGUCAACAGACUGGUCUUCAACCAAGCCGCCCCUGUCUAUCGCCGCUAUUUUCAGCCACCUCACGGCAUGGCACGACCAAACGGAACUUGGUCGAGCAUUGAUCGUGUACGACUUCAUGCUCACGUCAUUGGCUUUGGCUGCACUGCAGCUACAUAACUUCUCGGGCAUCGGGGAUGUCGUGUAUUAUGCGUCGCAGAUCGUACUGCUAGGCCCCGCAGGAAGCUUCGCCAUAUGGCAAAGUAGGGCUUGUGAGAAGGAUAUUGCGGCUGUGGAGCGGCCGGGUAAGAAGAGAAAGUAG
Gloeophyllum trabeum ATCC 11539 is the source of this 1146-nucleotide messenger RNA. RefSeq lists its product as uncharacterized. The coding region runs from base 1 to 1146 and encodes 381 amino acids. NCBI's taxonomy places the organism in Eukaryota, Fungi, Basidiomycota, Agaricomycetes, Gloeophyllales, Gloeophyllaceae. The record is from RefSeq and is a predicted model, not a curated record. The transcript is spliced from 3 exons.